GUCAGGCAGCGGCCGAUGGAGCCAGAGAAACCAUUGAUCCUCGGACGGGGAAAGGAGGACGCGCGCGACUUCCGCGCCCAUCUGGGCUUUGACCGAUUCCCAGCCACGGGAACGCCCCGAGCAGCCCGCGCGGUCCGCUUUCUUCUUCCCGUCUCUGCGUUUCCCGCGCUAGCUGAUCCCAUUCGAUCUCCCUCCAGAGCAACAGGUAGGCGCGAACGAAGGUACGCACGGGAUGGCGAGCAUCUUCUGGGGCGGCGCCAAGGCCGACGAGGUGGCCGACUUCGACGAGCACGACCCCACCCCCUACGGCGGCGGCUACGACAUCACCCUCGCCUUCGGCCGCGCCCUCCCGCCCUCCGACGAGACCUGCUACCCAAUCUCCACCGCCACCACCUCCUCGUCCUCGUACGACAGCCACGGCGCGGCCGAGCAGCACCACAGGAGGCCGCAGGACCAGGACAGCCACGGCUCCGCAGGGUACGCGAGGAGGCCGGAGGAGACGCACGGCCCCGCUGCUGGGUACGGGCACGGGAGGAAGGCGCAAGACGAUGACGACGACGACGGUGGCGCGUACCGGAAGCCGAAGCCGUCCUACGGCGACGACGACCGGCCCAGCCACGGCCGCAAGAAGAACGACGACGACGACGACGACGAUAGGCAGCGGCGGUACAAGAAGCGUGAUGACGACGACGAUGACGAGAGGAAGCCGCGGUACAAGAAGCACGACGAUGACGACGACGCCGAGAGGAAGCCGCGCUACAAGAAACGCGACGACGACGACGAUGAUGACGAUGACAGGAAGCCGCGCUACAAGAAGCGUGAUGACGACGACGACAACAACAAUGAUGAUAGAAGGCCACGUUACAAGAAGCAGGACGACGACGAUGAUGACGAUGAUGACGGGAAGCAGCGUCGCGGGAACAACCGCCGCCGCCAACAUUACGAUGAUUGAUCAAGGCAUCAUGGCACGAGCUUAGCUGACGCUAAUAAGCAUAGUUGCGGCUGCUUUGCUUCGAUGAAUCACGACAUUUCAUAUAUUUUCAAGCAAUUUUCAUUUC
Messenger RNA from Hordeum vulgare subsp. vulgare (domesticated barley), 1058 nucleotides. RefSeq lists its product as uncharacterized. Bases 233 to 952 code for a protein of 239 amino acids. Lineage: Eukaryota; Viridiplantae; Streptophyta; Magnoliopsida; Poales; Poaceae. Gene Ontology annotation, molecular function: phosphatidic acid binding. The record is from RefSeq and is a predicted model, not a curated record. The transcript has 2 exons.